Sinocyclocheilus anshuiensis is the source of this 1776-nucleotide messenger RNA. Its product is annotated as solute carrier family 45 member 4-like. NCBI's taxonomy places the organism in Eukaryota, Metazoa, Chordata, Actinopteri, Cypriniformes, Cyprinidae. The record is from RefSeq and is a predicted model, not a curated record. Bases 1 to 1776 code for a protein of 591 amino acids. Gene Ontology annotation, molecular function: sucrose:proton symporter activity. Gene Ontology annotation, biological process: transmembrane transport. The transcript is spliced from 5 exons. Gene Ontology annotation, cellular component: membrane.
AUGAAAGGCGACGCUGUGCAGAUGCAGGCCGCCGUGGUGACACCUGUGGAGAAACGGGACGGAGGAGGCGGGGCUAAUGGAGCGGGUGGGGCUGGAGGGCGGGAUUUGGAGAGUCAGGAGGAGUCGGUCAGCGAGGGAUCUAUAGACCGCAUCCCGCUGCGUCAGUGGAUCAUGCAUGGCGCCGUCAUGUUCGGACGAGAGUUCUGCUACGCCAUGGAGACGGCGCUGGUCACGCCUGUACUGCUGCAGAUAGGUCUUCCAGAGCAAUACUACAGCCUGACGUGGUUCCUGAGCCCCAUCCUGGGUCUGAUCUUCACCCCUCUGAUCGGCUCGGCCAGUGACCGCUGCACGCUGCGCUGGGGCCGCAGACGGCCCUUCAUCCUGGCGCUGUGUGUGGGCGUCCUGCUGGGCGUCGCGCUCUUCCUCAACGGCUCGCUGAUAGGUCUUGCUUUAGGAGACGUGCCAAAUAACCAGCCCAUAGGAAUCGUGAUGACGGUUUUGGGGGUGGUGGUGCUGGAUUUCUCUGCGGAUGCGACAGAGGGUCCCAUACGAGCAUAUCUGCUGGACGUGGCCGACACUGAGGAACAGGACAUGGCCCUCAACAUCCACGCCUUCUCUGCAGGGCUCGGAGGGGCGGUCGGUUAUGCCCUUGGUGGUCUUGACUGGACGCACACCUUCUUGGGUCGAACCUUCAAGUCUCAAGAGCAAAUUCUGUUCUUAUUUGCCGCGGUACUGUUCACGGUUUCCGUGGCUCUGCACCUCUUCAGUAUUGAAGAGCAACAGUUCAGCCCUCAACAGGACCGUCUGGAUGAAGGGGCAGAAACCGAAUCCAGUGUUAAAAUCACCCCACACCAACCCCAGCUCGAAAUGAUCCACGAAGACGAGUCCUACGAGCAUUACGACCUCUACGCAGACCGGCAAUCGGAGCGAGAGCUGGACAUGGAUUUCUUAGACGUGGACAUCGUUCGAAGUAAAAGCGACUCCGUUUUGGCGAUGGCCGACACUACGCUGGACCACCACGACAUGCUGUUUCUGCGUGAAAUCGAGCCGUCUAUCUUCCAAGAUCGCAUUUCUUCCUAUCACGGGUCACUGCCGCGGCGCCGCAGCAGUGUGGAGAGUCAGGAGUUCCUGCGUGGAAAAUUCAGCCGACUAUCUGCGUUUCUACAGCAGGCCGAAUGUGACGGAGAAGAAGCUCUGCUCGACAGUCAGCUCAACCAAUCCAAAGAGGCCAACGGACAUACGACGGACCUGAAUGGCCACGGGCCGCCCGGUAUCAAACCCUCCAGCACCACCGCAUCCAUGCGCCGCAGACGCCACACCUUCUACCGACAGUCAUCCUGCACGUUUUCCUACUACGGCCGGGUCGGAUCCCACCGCUACCGCUACCGGCGCGCCAACGCCGCGUUCCUCAUCAAACCGUCACGCAGCAUGAACGACAUAUACGAGAUAGAGAAGCGGCAGAAGCAGAGGAACGGACAGAGAGCGAGGCACCAGAGCGGGAACACCAACUCCAGCGGGGACACGGAGAGCGAGGAGGGCGAGGCCGAGACCACCGUCCGACUGCUCUGGAUGUCCAUGCUGAAGAUGCCCAAAGAGCUGUUCAGACUGUGCGUGUGUCACCUGGUCACGUGGUUCUCCAUCAUCGCAGAGGCUGUGUUUUACACUGACUUCAUGGGGCAGGUCAUCUACGAGGGCGACCCUACGCAUCCAUAUGAAAAGCUCGUGGAUCAUGGUCUCAGAUUGGUGUUGAAUGAAUACAUUGAUCGCCUGUACUGA